AUGGCUACCUUAAUUCAGUCAUACGAGCAACAAUAUUCAAUACUUACAGCCGAUAUUACUGCCAAAAUAGGCCGCCUUAAAGUUGGAAAUCACGAAAACCGGGAGCAGUUGUCGAGGGAGAUACAAGCUAAUUUUGAAGAGGCUAAUGAUUUGCUGGAACAAUUGGAGCUUGAAUACCGUGGGUCUGGGGCCGGGUCGCGCGUGGCCGCUUACCGCGCCGAGCUCCAACGCGUCAAGGACGAAUAUCGCUCCGUUCUUAGCAACUCUGCCACAUAUAACAUAGAAACAGAAGAAACAUAUGACGAUUGGAACACUAACGAACAUCGCCAAAAGCUGUUAGAUAAUUCAGAGCGAUUAGAGAGAUCGGGGAAGAACCUCACCGAAGGCUACAGGGUUAUCUUGGAGACUGAGGAGAUUGGUGCUGCUGUGCUCCAGGACUUGAGUGUGCAGAGGGAAACAAUACAGAGAUCUAGGGGAAGGCUCCGCGAGACGGACGAACAGCUGAACCGCUCCUCGCGCCUGAUGAACACGAUGGUCAUGCGCGCCCUCCAGGACCGCUUCGUGCUGGUCAUGGUGUUCCUGGUGCUCGGGGUGCUGCUGUGUGCGGGACUGUACCUCAGUUUCUGGGGUAGAGGC
This is a messenger RNA of Iphiclides podalirius (scarce swallowtail), 636 nucleotides long. The record is from the annotation of a GenBank genome assembly. Lineage: Eukaryota; Metazoa; Arthropoda; Insecta; Lepidoptera; Papilionidae.